Molecule: messenger RNA, 2198 nt
Organism: Suncus etruscus (white-toothed pygmy shrew)
Lineage: Eukaryota; Metazoa; Chordata; Mammalia; Eulipotyphla; Soricidae
Gene: PLAU
Product: plasminogen activator, urokinase
Exons: 10
Coding region: 28-1428 (466 amino acids)
Biological process (GO): plasminogen activation; fibrinolysis; regulation of cell adhesion mediated by integrin
Molecular function (GO): serine-type endopeptidase activity
Source: RefSeq, a predicted model, not a curated record
ACCGCCUGCAUUCAUCCUCCUGCAACCAUGCGAGUGCCCCUGGCGAGCUUGCUCGUCUGCACCCUCGUCCUGAGCCUCUCCCAGGGCAGCCAUGGGGUUCACAGAAGGUCCCGUUCAAUGAAAUGUGCCUGUCUGAAUGGAGGCACCUGUGUGUCCUACAAAUACUUCUCCAACAUUUAUCGCUGCAACUGCCCGAGCAAAUUCGAAGGGGAAUACUGUGAGAUAGAUACCUCAAAAACCUGUUACGAGGGCAAUGGCCACGCUUACCGAGGGAAGGCCAACACUGAUGCACAGGGCAAGCCCUGCCUGGCCUGGAAUUCUGCGGCGGUCCUGAAAAACACAUUCCAUGCCCACAGACAAGAUGCCAUGCAGCUGGGUCUGGGGAAACACAAUUAUUGCAGGAACCCCGACAACCAGAGGCGGCCCUGGUGUUAUGUGCAGGUGGGCUUCAAGCAGUUCGUGCAUGAGUGUAGGGUGCGUGAUUGCUCCAAUGGUGAGUACCACUGGCCUGUCACUCCACAGGAAGGGUCAUUCUCAACUACCCCCAAGCAGUCUGAGUUCCAGUGCGGCCAGAAAGCUCUGAGACCUCGCUUUAAGAUCAUUGGAGGGGAGACUACCUACAUUGAGAACCAGCCAUGGUUCGCCGCCAUCUAUCGCAGGCACCGCGGAGGCUCCGUCACCUAUGUGUGUGGUGGCAGUCUUAUUGGUCCCUGCUGGGUGGCCAGUGCCACACACUGCUUCAUCAAUCACCCAAAGGGGGAAGACUACAUGGUCUACCUGGGCCGCUCCACACUCAAUACCAAGACCCCUGGCGAGGCCAAGUUCGAGGUGGAGGAGCUGAUCCUGCAUGAGAACUACAGCGCCAUCACAUGGGCGCACCACAAUGACAUUGCCUUGCUGAAGAUCAGGUCUAGCAUGGGCCAGUGCGCUCAGCCAUCACGCUCCAUUCAGACCAUCUGCCUGCCCCCAGUGUACGGUGAUGCCCGCUUUGGAGCAAGCUGCGAGAUCACCGGCUUUGGCAAAGAAGAUCCUGCCGACUAUCUGUACUCAGAGCACCUCAAGAUGACAUUAGUGACGUUGGUCUCGCACCGGGAGUGUCAGCAGCCGCACUACUAUGGCUCUGAGGUCACCUCCAAGAUGCUGUGUGCUGCUGACCCACAGUGGACAACAGACUCCUGCCAGGGAGACUCUGGGGGCCCACUGGUCUGUUCUGUUCAAGGCCGCCUGACUCUGACCGGCAUUGUGAGCUGGGGGAGAGGGUGUGCCAUGAAAGACAAGCCGGGAGUCUACACCAGAGUGUCACGCUUCCUGUCCUGGAUCCACACUCACACUGGGGGCGAGCUUGGCUUGGCCUCUGAGGAAGACACGGUCCAUCUCUCCACUUACAGUGCUCACAGGAGGCACCUUGCCACCAGUUUGAGACACUGAGGAAGGCCGACUGCAGACCUCAGCGGGAUGGAUGAAUGGUUUGGUCUGUGCGGCCUUAAGACAGCGACAUUCGCUUUACCCCCAGACCCAAGGCUUGGGUGCUGGUCACCUGGCUCAGUCGGAGGGACAGCCCAGACCCAGGAGGGUUUGGGCCUUUCUCGGGGGUUAGACAAGUGGCAUCUCCUGGCCCCAGGAGGAAGAAGAGGAGCCAGCUUCCCCCCCAUACAGGGUUUUCUUGGUCCACUGUUGGGAAAUGAGUCAUUUCCCAACUAGGAAGUGUAACAGCUGAGAUCUCAUGAGCGGGUUCCACCAUUGUGGGAACAACUGUUGUGGGGCAGAGAAACCCGAAGGACAUGAGGGAAGGGCUCUGACAUUCCAUGAAUGUGUCGGGAAAUAUAUGUGUCUUUAUACACUGGUGCACAGGCAGGCUGUGUCCUUGUGGGGAGGAGCUGGUGUGGCCCAGCAUGAGGGCUCAUUUCCCUCCACCGUGAGAACUAUGGAGCUGUCCAGAGGCCUGACUGGAGAAAUCAAGAGGUCAGUGCGGGUCAGUCAGAGCUGCAGCAGGCGACCUGCACUUGCACCUAUCCUACUACACCCAUGGCCCUGCUCUGUGGCCAGUUAUUGCUUCAGAUUUCCCAGUCCAGUUCAUGCCACCCUCACCAAGUGAGUGAGGGCCACUCCUAAACACUGAAUAUUUAAUAAAUAUACCCACUGUUUUUAUUUAUAUCUAUUUUUUAUAAUUUUGAAUAAAGGCAAUCAAUAAAAGGUGA